This is a messenger RNA of Coregonus sp. 'balchen', 5574 nucleotides long. The record is from the annotation of a GenBank genome assembly. Lineage: Eukaryota; Metazoa; Chordata; Actinopteri; Salmoniformes; Salmonidae.
AUGUCAGCCCUUACAAUAUUCGUCCGGAGUUUGCCAGCAGAUGCAUCUAACGACCGCCUGGAGGAGAUAUUCUCUGAAAUUGGACCUGUGAAGCACUGCUUUGUUGUCAAGGAAAAAGGUGAGACGGCUACUAGCUAAAGUUAGCUAACCUUAUGACAUUUGUCAUCUUUGUAAAAUGGUGCUAAUGAUCUCAACGUCAGAGUGUCAUGAAACUACAAGAAGUCAGACCCUGUCAUGCUUUGUAAUAAUAUUAAACAAUAUGUAUGAAACGUGAAAAGUUAAACCACAGUCUGGCAUGUGGUCCCUUCAGGUGCAGAGAAAUGUCGGGGGUUUGGGUAUGUCACCUACUCCAUGGAGGAGGAUGCACAGCGCGCUGUGAGAGAGGUGAAAGACUACGAUGGACAGAAGAUCAACGUGUCUGUGGCCAAGAAGAAACUAAACGACAAGAAAAGGGGAACAACAGGUAUGGAAAACUUAUGUGGAUGCUUAGUUUGUUAUUUAGCUACCUACGUAAUUCAGGUCUACCUUACAUUUGUGAUGGUGAAAGUAGAGGAUCAAACAUUUAUUGUGGUCUUGUCUUCUACACAGCCACAGCACCAAAAGAACCAGUACCACAAAAAGAACAGAAAUCUGAAGGAGGCUUAAAGAAAAACCGAAGGAAAGCCAGACUGAUCAUCAGGAAUCUCAGUUUCAAGGUAUGAAACACAUAAACACUCACACAGAUAAACAAUCUUUCUCUUUGUGCUCCGCUUUAUUGUCUGCAGUUAAGAAAAUAUGUAAGAUGUUUUAUUGUCACAUACACCCCGGAUGUGUUGUUUUACAGGGUCAGCCAUAGUAGUACGGCACCCCUGGAACAAAUUAGGGUUAAGUGCCUUGCUCAAGGGCACAUCGACAUUGUCGGUUCAGGUAUUCGAACCAGCAACUUUUUUGGUUACUGACCCAACGCUCUAACCACUAGGCUACCUGCCGCCGAGUUAGUUGUGAAUGUUUAUGUCUUAUGUUCCCACAGUGCUCGAAUGAUGAUCUGAAGCAGACCUUUGCCAAGUUUGGGACAGUUCUGGAGGCCAACAUCCCGCUCAAACCAGGUACAGACUUCACUUUGAGGCCCUCUGUAGCUCAGUCGGUAGUGCAUGGCUCUUGUAAUGCCAGGGUUCGAUUCCCAGGGCCACCUAUAUAUAAAAAAUGUAUGCACGCAUCGCUGUAAGUCGCUUUGGAUAAAAUCGUCUGCUAAAUGGCAUACAUUCCAUUACUUUGAGCAAAUCACCACCCAACCACACUAAGCACUGUUGAGCCUUGGUGAAUUUUGUUGCGCUAAGACAACUUUAAUGUCAAUAACAUGUUUUCUAUCUGGUGGUUGACCAUUCCUCACUGUUAAUCUUCAGAUGGGAAGAUGCGGGGCUUUGCGUUUGUCCAGUUUAAGAACGUCUUGGAGGCAGGAAAGGCCUUGAACGCCAUAAACCUGAAGGAGAUCAAAGGUGAGACACCUUAACCUGCUGUGUGUGUUUGUAUGUGUGAGAGAGACGGACACAUUUUUCUGCCCUGUGAAUAUCUCGCAUAAAGAUGGGGAGCAUCUCAACAGUCUAUUGUGGUUUCCUCUACUCUGAUCAAGUCAUUAUAUCCUCGAUCCUUUACAGGAAGGCAGGUAGCUGUGGAUUGGGCUGUGGCUAAAGACAAGUUUGUCGCUACUCAGCCAGGAGCUAAGAAAGAGGAAAAGGUCACAGCAGAGAAACCGGCACCUGAAAGUGACUCUGAAGAGGAGGAGAAGGAAGAAGAUGAUGAUGAAGAGGAGGAGGAUGAGGAGGAGGAGGAGGAGGAGAAGAAGAAACCAGUAGCACAUUCAAAGAACAAGUAUGAGCUUUUGCAGUCUUUUAAUCUCUACUUCUGCAUGUCCUCAGUUUAUUGAACUAAAGUGAAUGAUGGGCUGUAAAUAUUUAGACCAGGGGUGUUAAACUUAUUCCAAGGAGGGCCUAGUGUCUGCAGGUUUUUGGUUUUUCCUUUCAAUUAAGCCCUAGACAAACAGCUGUGGGGAGUUCCUUACUAAUUAGUUACCUUAUUUCAUCAAUCAAGUACAAGGGAGGAGCGAAAACCCGCAGCCACUCGGCCCUCCGUGUAAUGAGUUGGACACCUGUGUUUUAGACCUAGGCUACAUUUAUCAUGUCUGAAUUGGUCUUCUUUGGCCUGACUUUGUCCUUUGGUUCUGAGGACUGGAGUACUGCAGCCAGGUUCUUGUUCAACUGUUGUGUUUAACUGUCCUCUCUACAGAGUCAGCUCUAAGCCAGCUAAGCAGCCAGACAGCCCAUCAGAGGACGAGAGUGAAGAGGAGGAUGGAGAGGAGGAUCAGGAGUCAGAUGGCAAUGAUAAAAGUGACCUUGGGUCUGAUGAAGACGAUGAUGAUGAUGAUGAUGAUGAGGAUUCUGGUAUGAAACGGUUGUCUUUUCUUGUGAUGUAAUUAGUGUGUAUGCUCCACCUUGCCCUCUGUUUGAACCCCUCUGACUAUUCUCUCUCUGUCCCUGGCCUUUUCUCUCUGUCUCUCUCUCUCUCUCUCUCUCUCUGACACUCUAGAUUGUGGAGCCAAGAGGAAGCCCCUCCCGUCAGACAUCAAUGAGGGCAAAACCAUCUUCAUCAGGAACCUGUCGUUUGAUACGGAGGAGGAGGGCUUGGAGGAGGUGUUACUGCAGUAUGGAGAACUGAAGUACAUCAAGAUCUGCCUACACCCAGACACUGAACACUCUAAAGGUAUAGUCCUGGCUCCAACACAACAUCAUUCUCUCUCUGUCUCAGUCUUCUCUUAAACUUAACCAAUGCGAUGAAGUGAUUCCAGUCAGAAGAUAGUCUACAUGUUAAUAUUGAAUCAUGACUGAAUUGGUUGGUAAUGGUUGUUGACUAUGUUGUUGUGUUUGGUCAGGUAUUGCAUUUGCUCAGUUCAAGUCUAAAGAAGCAGCAGAGAAAUGCAUUGCUGCUGCAGAGGAUGAGUCAGAGGUGAGACGGAAUAGAAUGUUAAAGUACUAAUGUAUUCUCUACGUACAUCUCUUCUGAGCCCAGAGAGCUCUGAAUUGAUGUUAUGUAUGUUUGGGGGUAACAUGUUUGUGUGUGUCUGUCUCAGAGCGGGGGUAUCCGUGUGGAUGGUAGGAAGCUUAACAUUGUAGCGGCGGUGAGCAGAGAGGAUGCCGUCAAACUGAAGGACAAGAAGGUCAAAACUCAUACAGGGACCAGGAACCUCUACCUGGCUAGAGAGGGAUGUAAGUUACUUCUCCUCUCCUCCCUUUUCCUCUCCUCGCCUCCCUUUUCCUCUCCCCACCCCUCCAUCUCAUCGCUCGCUCUCUCUCUCUCUCAGUGAUACGGGCAGGAACUAAGGCAGCUGAGAGUGUUCCAGCAGCAGACAUGGCCAAGAGGACCAGAGUGAGUACUUCCUGUUUUUCAACCAAUCAAAGCAUCAGGGCUUUGUCUUACAACCAAUCACAACACAUUGUGUUGGUAACUGAGGGCUUGUAUCCUCAGUGUAUGUUUGUUUGAGGAAGGCCAGAGUGUGUGUGCAUUUGUUGUUAACUCCUUUCUCCUUCUGUGUUAGUUUGAGGACCUGAAGCGGACCAAGCUACGGGACAUGAAUGUGUUUGUGUCUAAGACCCGUUUGUGUGUCCACAACCUGCCCAAGUUUGUAGAUGUCAAACAACUACGACAACUCUGCCUGAAAGCUGCAGGGGGUGGCAAGGUGGCCCGCAUUACUGAGGUAAGACCCUACUACCACAUUUCCAUAGCUGUUUCCAUCUGAGUAAAAUCUAUGUCCAUCUCUCCGGGUGAUCUCUUAGUGACCACCAGGUAGAACUAUUGUCCUAUAAAGUUGUCCAUGUUGAAUGACCUUUCAUUUGUCUCUCUUUACAAUCUCUCUCCCUCUCUCUGCUUUCUUUGUUUACCAUUUGCCUCUCUUCCCCCUUUCUUUUCCUCACUAUCUCUAUCUGUAUGCCACCCCCCCCCCCCCCCUCUCUCUCUCUCUCCAGUGCAGGGUGAUGUAUGAUAAGAAGCCGGAGCGGGGUCAGGUGUUAGGCCGGUCGCUAGGUUACGGCUUUGUUCAGUUCCAAGAUCAUGAACACGCUCUGAAGACACUACGAUACCUCAACAACAACCCUGACAUCUACGGAAACACCAAGGUGUGUGUGUGGCACUGUGUCAUUGUUGAUCUGUCCAGAGCUCGUCCUUAACCUUGUCCUGGACAGAAUGCAGCUGUGUUUGAGAGUGUAAAUCCCAGGUUAUGUUUCAGGAUGUUGUCUUUGCCUCUCAAUAGCUGAUGUCAGUAACUGCAGUAAUUUAUAUCUGAACAACAUUGGAUCUGGACUCCAACAUUGUAGUAAUCAAUAUCGAUUGUUCCUGAGGAAUGUAAGGAGAAUGCUGAAUUACACGUACUCAUGUUUGGUUUGGCAACCUACAGCAUCUGAUCAAUAUUGACUGUUUUCUUGCUAAAUGAUGAGAAUUCAUAGGUUGUUAUGGAUGUUUUUUUCUUGUGUGUGUCUGUCUACAGAGGCCCAUCGCUGAGUUCUCUCUUGAAGAUGGAAAGAAGCUGAAGAUGAAAGAAAUGCGACAACAACAAGUCAAGGUGUGUCUCUCUUCUGUGUGUGUGUUGGUGUGUGAUGAUUAAAAUAAAGAGUAACAAUUUUCUGCCUCUGUGGUUCCCAGGAGCGUUUCAAGGGGCGGGGCCCUCAGGGAGGAGGGAAGCUGCAGCCGCAGUCUGGAGGCAAGACUGGACCUCAGAGGGGUGUGUCUAAACCCCAGAGUGCCAUGGUAACGAAGGAGGGGCCAGCGAAGACCCAGACACAGUCGUUACCAUCCGGCCAGGGCAGAAAGGAUGGAGGUAUUUCUGCCCUAACCCUGAAUAUAAAACCAAUAGCUCAUCAAUUCUGGCGGAAGUGCUAUUUUCCCUCCUUUUUCUAUGUCUUCUUUUUGCUUUAGCUUUUUUGUUGUCUCUGACAUUUCUCUCCCUUUUUCUUUCUCUCUUGUCUAGUUCCUCCCUCGCAGCCACAGGACCAGAAGCAGGGCCGGCAGUACGCAGGCUUCCAGACCACUCCAGUUCUAGAACACGUAGAACUGGAGGAUGGAAAGAAAAGACGGAAGGUUCUAGCCCUGCCCUCCCACCGUGGCCCAAAGAUCAGGUAACAUACACACACAAAUACUUUACCUAUCACAAUGUAACCCAAACUACAUGGUAUAAUUUUCGUUGUGCAGGGCGCGUGAUAAGGGGAAGCAGCAGCAGCAGCCUGCCCAGCUUAAGAAGCCCAAGAACCGGCCCAGCAGGAGAGAACUACAGGGAGGAACGUCACUGGAGAACCCUACACAGCCCAGAACACAGGUACACUCGCGCACACACACACAAACACAUUACCCAUGUCUGCAUGUCGUGGCCCCAAGAUCAGGUAAUACGUUAAACUGUCUUCAAUUGUUUUCCAGAGUGCUAAAGGGGCCAAGAAGCGGUUUAGGAGCCAAGAGGACGACCGCUUUGACAACCUGGUUGAACAGUACAAGAGGAAACUGAUGGGCGGCAAAAAGACCGCAACCAUCAAGAAGAACAAGUGGUUCAACAGUUAG